AUGGUACCAGAGUCUGUGUGUAUUGUUGGAGCAGGAGUGUUCGGCAUUUCUACGGCCAUUGCUUUAGGGAAGCGGUGUCCCGAGACCAAGGUCACCGUGGUCGACCGGUUAGAGCCGCCAGUUACAGACGGCACCAGCGUCGAUACCACGAGGUGUAUCAGGGUCGACUACAAAGAUCCCGUUUACGCCGAGCUGGCGCGCGAGUCAAUGGAUAUUAUCACUAAUGAUCCCGACGUGUCGCCAUUCUUCCACCAAUGUGGCAUGUCGUUCGUCUACGACGGCGGAAACGACAAAUGGGCAGAUAUCUGGAUUAAUGGUAAGAUAGCUGCGGAGAAGGCCAACGAGGGAAAUCCUGGCAAAAUGCGGUACUAUGACUCGCCGCAGGCGGUGUACAAGAGCAUUCAUGGCGUUGACUCCGAGCCAUUUGUCGAAAAUCCCCGCUGGAAUAAAGGAUACACCAAUUAUCUGAACGGCUUUAUCGACGCUGAGAAAAGCAUGAAAGCGUACUACGAGCGCGCCAAGACGUUCGACAAUGUGAAAUUUGUAUUCAAAGAAGUGGACUCUCUCAUGUAUGAUCCAGGCUCGCGCAAGGCAGAGGGCGUCAAGUUCGUGGACGGGUCAACAGUUGCAGCUGAUCUCGUCAUUGUGGCAGCUGGGGCCUGGAGUUGCAAGUUGGUCAAUCUCGAUGGGAUCUGCAAAUCCUCGGCAAUUGAAGUCGCCUGGUACAAGCUGACCAAGGAGGAGGAGGAACAAUGGGGCAAAAUGGCCAUCACGACGAACCUGUCCACGGGAAUAAACCUUUUUCCGCCGUACAACGGCGAGAUCAAAUGUCUGAGACGGUCUCCAGGGUAUAAAAACACUUUGCUGGUGCCAAAUCCUGACCCAACAAAGCAGGAGCCCGUGCAGAUCUCCUAUCCGCGGACUAUCGUCGACCAUCCGACCGACUGGAUCCCGCAGGACGCCGAAAACGCGCUCCGCGACAACCUGGCAGAGAUCAUGCCGGUGCUGGCCCAGAGACCGUUUGAUCGCACCAAACUGUGCUGGCUCACACAGACUCCGUCGGCGAAUUUCGUCAUUGACUACCAUCCGGAGUUGGAGGGUGUUCUUCUAGCCACAGGCGGCUCUGCGCACGCGUGGAAAUUUGUUCCUAUUUUGGGUGACAAGGUGGUGGACUACAUGGAGGGAAAGCUGGACCCGACUUUGAAGGAGAUGUGGUCGUUUGCAGAAAAGUUGCAGACCACGAGCGACAACGGCUCUGCGCCGCGGAUGGACGGCGAGCCUCAAGAGCUCCGUGAGGUGGUUAGAGAAUGUCCAAAUUAA
This is a messenger RNA of Ogataea haglerorum, 1320 nucleotides long. RefSeq lists its product as uncharacterized. The record is from RefSeq and is a predicted model, not a curated record. Lineage: Eukaryota; Fungi; Ascomycota; Pichiomycetes; Pichiales; Pichiaceae. Gene Ontology annotation, molecular function: proline dehydrogenase activity; flavin adenine dinucleotide binding; sarcosine oxidase activity. The transcript has a single exon. The coding region runs from base 1 to 1320 and encodes 439 amino acids.